Molecule: messenger RNA, 726 nt
Organism: Trichosurus vulpecula (common brushtail)
Lineage: Eukaryota; Metazoa; Chordata; Mammalia; Diprotodontia; Phalangeridae
Gene: AREG
Product: amphiregulin
Exons: 5
Coding region: 1-726 (241 amino acids)
Biological process (GO): positive regulation of cell population proliferation; epidermal growth factor receptor signaling pathway; positive regulation of mitotic nuclear division
Source: RefSeq, a predicted model, not a curated record
AUGAGAACGCCGCCGCCGCCGCCUUCACCGACGACGUCGCCUGUAUUCCUGUCCCUCCUGGUUCUGAGCGCAGUGUGCCAUCAUGUUGCUACAUCGGAUGCCAAUGAUGCUUACUCUGAGAAAAAUGACUUGUUUUCUGGGGACCAUAGCACAGAGGGGUUCCAGCUAUCUUCAGUGACUGAAGCAUUAUCAGGAAGUGAAGUAUCCUCAGGGACUGAAUAUGACUACUAUGAAGAGUAUGAGGAAGACCUACAACUGUCUGGAUAUAUCAUAGAUGAUUCAAUCAAAGUUGGACAUUUAGUUAAACCCAAGAAAAAUGGAACAGAAAGUGAAAAAAACCCCAAGGCUAGAAGAAAGAAAAAUAAAGGCAGAAAGAGAAAACCCAAAAAGAUGGCUAAUCCAUGUGAUGAAAAAUACAAAAAUUAUUGCAUUCAUGGGGAAUGCAAAUACAUAGAAAGCCUAAAAGCAGUGACUUGCAAUUGUCAUCAGGAUUUCUUUGGUGAACGGUGUGGGGAGCAAUCAAUGAAGACUCAUAGCAUGGGAGAUGGAGGUCACUCUGUCACAGCACUGGCCGUCGUGACGGCUCUUCUUUCUCUUCUUUGCUUCUCAGCGAUUGUCAUCAUUACCAUCCAGCUUCAGAAAGCACAUUCCAAUGCUCGUGACCAAGAAGCUGAAGAAAGAAAGCACCUUAAGCAGGAAAAUGGAAAUGGGACCAUGAGCGUCUAG